CUUCCACCUGUGAACAAAUUCCAGGACGGAAAGCAAACACUUGUUUAAUUGAAUGGCAGCACUUGUGAAGGAUGGCGGUCCACGUCUCCAGGAUAUUUUCUGUGCUCUUCAUGGCAUCAGUUAUGGUUUUUAUUCUAUCGUGGGAACAUUUACCAAAAAGCAUCAGCUGGGCAGAUUUCUCAGGAAUGUACAGGCACAGAGGGGAAAACAUUUCGUAUCACAGUCGCGUUUCAUUCUGGGAAGUGAGCUCGACCGCCGGUUUAACCACCAAAGCAGAAACCACCGAGUCGACAAAAGCUGCUGAAGCCAGUAAAAGAGCCAAAAAUGAAACUCCGAUGCCCGUCCUCUACAAAAAGUCCUUCAAGAUGCUUCCUCGGUGGGAUUUCGAGGAUGUUUACAACCAGGACGCCCCACCUAGACCGACAACUUGUGAACAAUCUCUGCGAAACUCUAAAGAUGAGAGCUUCAGGAAGGCUUUCCUCCCCAACAUCCGCUUGUUCCUGCACAAAGACAACAUCAACAUGAGCGAGUGGAACCGACUGUCACACUUCAACAACCCUUUUGGGUUUAUGGAGUACAAGUACAACGACGUCAUGGCUUCGGUGAAACUGAUUCCAAAGCCAGAAGAGCCGCUGCUGCUGCGUCCUAAGCCCGGCGGCGACGGUUGUGUUCGAUGUGCGGUCGUGGGCGCAGCCGGAAUCCUCAACGGCUCCAAGAUGGGGGCAGAAAUCGACGCUCACGAUUACGUCUUCCGGAUGAACGGUGCUGUCAUCGAGGGUUAUGAGGACGACGUGGGAAGCAGAACGUCGGUCUACGUCCACACGGCUUACUCCAUGUACGCAUCGCUUGAUUAUUUCAAGAAGUACGGAUACAAAGGCGCCCCUCACGAUGAGGGUAUAAAGUAUGUGAUGAUUCCUGAAGGUUUGAGGGACUUCCAGUGGCUCGAGGGUCUCCUUAAAGGAGAGAAGAUCCCUUACGAAGGUCGAUUCCACAACAUAGAGCCGAGGACUUACUACUCGGGUCAGUACAACGAGAGCCGCUUCUACGUUCUGCACCAGGAUUUCCUCCGAUACGUGCGGAACAGGUUCCUACAAACUCCUCAUCUGAACACCUCAGCGUGGCCGAUAGUCCGACCGACCAACGGGGCGUUCGCGCUCUUCCUGGCUCUGCACACCUGCGACGUAGUCAGCGCUUACGGUUUCAUGACAGACGACUACAAGAAAUACUCCAACUACUAUUUCGAGAAGGCCGUUAAAACCAACGUCCAUUUCUACGUUAACCACGACUACCUGAUGGAGAAGGACGUGUGGAAGGACCUUCACAACAGCAAAGUAAUCAGGUUGUAUCAGAGGACUGAACCACAAACAGAGAAAGAAAAACCCAAGCAACGCUGAGAACACACCAGUAAAUGACUUAGUGUAGCUGCUGU
Molecule: messenger RNA, 1429 nt
Organism: Stegastes partitus (bicolor damselfish)
Lineage: Eukaryota; Metazoa; Chordata; Actinopteri; Pomacentridae
Product: alpha-N-acetylgalactosaminide alpha-2,6-sialyltransferase 1
Exons: 9
Coding region: 72-1394 (440 amino acids)
Biological process (GO): oligosaccharide biosynthetic process
Molecular function (GO): alpha-N-acetylgalactosaminide alpha-2,6-sialyltransferase activity
Source: RefSeq, a predicted model, not a curated record